AUGGGGAAGCGAGAUAUUUCCGACGUCGUCGCCGCUGACGACAAGUCUGAGCUCUCGAGGAAGAAGAGUAAGAAGGACAAGAGCGACAAGUCGAAGAAGUCUGCUGCGAUCGACGCGACCGAGACGAAUGGCGAUGCGCAAGUCAAUGGCAAGAGCGUAGACAACUCGGAGGACGAGGAGAAGCGCGCCAAGGCCGAGAAGAAAGCUGCGAAGAAGGCGAAAAAGGAAGCCAAAGAGGCUAAGAAGGCAAAGAAGACAACGGACGCGGAUGCCACUGAGCCCAGCGCGACUGUGGUAGAGGAGGAUGAAGACGCCGCGAAAGCUGCAAGGAAGGCUGCGCGCAAGGCAGAGAAGAAGAGCCUGAAGGAGUCGAGCAAGACCGAGGAAUCCGUCGCACCGUCUUCCAAGUCAACACCUGUCACGAUAGGCUCAUACCAGGAGGACGCAGAGCUGUCGCAGCUUCCCCAGGCAGAGAUCGACGCCUUUCUCACCAAAAACGUCGUCACGAUCGAUGAUCCCAAACCUGCCGUUCGCAAACUCCGCCCGAUCACAAACUUCAAGUACCUGCCUAUCACGGACAAAGCACAACGGGCGCCGUUCGCCAGCUUCACUACACCUACACCUAUCCAAGCCGCGACAUGGCCUUCUCUGCUGUCAGGGAGGGACGUCAUCGGAGUCGCAGAGACUGGAUCUGGCAAGACGUUGGCUUUCGGUGUGCCUUGCAUACGCUACAUCUCAUCUCUACCCCAGGACCAGCGUGGGGGCAUCAAGGCCGUCAUUGUAUCUCCGACGCGCGAGUUGGCUGUCCAGAUUCACGACCAAUUGGUCGUACUGGCUAAGCCUGCUGGGCUCGAGGUUGUCUGUGUCUACGGAGGCGUGCCAAAGGACCCUCAAGUUUAUGCUUGCCGCAAAGCAUCCAUCGUCGUCGCUACGCCUGGUCGUCUUAACGACCUCAUUGGAGACGGCUCUGCAGAUCUUAGCAAGGCCGUAUACGUCGUUCUCGAUGAAGCCGACCGGAUGCUUGACAAGGGUUUCGAGGAACCCAUUCGCCAGAUUAUCUCGUGCACGUCCAAGAAGCGUCAGACGCUCAUGUUCACUGCCACUUGGCCGCCUUCCGUCCGCGAAUUGGCUUCCACUUUCAUGAACUCACCGGUCAAGGUCACCAUUGGCGACAAUGCCUCUGGUGAGCUGCGUGCCAACGUGCGCAUUAAGCAGGUCGUAGAAGUCAUAGACCCCCACGCGAAGGAGCAACGCCUCCUCCAACUUCUCAAGCAAUACCAAUCUGGCAAAGAUAAGGAUGACCGUAUCCUUGUGUUCUGUCUCUACAAGAAGGAGGCUGUCCGUAUUGAGGAAUUCAUCCGCAGGAAGGGCUUCCGCGUCGGCGGCAUCCACGGUGACUUGAGCCAAGAAAAGCGUAGUGCCUCGCUAGCAGCAUUCAAGGAAGGGAAAGUGCCGCUUCUCGUAGCUACAGAUGUAGCUGCACGAGGUCUGGAUAUCCCAGCUGUCAAGGUGGUCAUCAACGUCACCUUCCCGUUGACGGCGGAAGAUUACGUCCACAGGAUUGGCAGGACGGGUCGCGCCGGCAAGGAGGGUCUCGCGAUCACGUUCUUUACGGAUCACGACAAGGGUCUUUCUGGAUCGUUGAUCAACGUCCUCAAAGCUGCGAACCAACCCGUCCCCGAAGAAUUGAUGAAGUUUGGCACCACGGUCAAGAAGAAGGGCCAUGACGCGUACGGUGCUUUCUACAAGGACGUUGACACCAUGAAGGCUGCGACCAAGAUUACUUUUGAUUAA
Molecule: messenger RNA, 1794 nt
Organism: Dothidotthia symphoricarpi CBS 119687
Lineage: Eukaryota; Fungi; Ascomycota; Dothideomycetes; Pleosporales; Dothidotthiaceae
Product: DEAD-domain-containing protein
Exons: 2
Coding region: 1-1794 (597 amino acids)
Biological process (GO): rRNA processing
Cellular component (GO): nucleolus
Molecular function (GO): ATP binding; RNA binding; RNA helicase activity
Source: RefSeq, a predicted model, not a curated record